This is a messenger RNA of Ceratotherium simum simum (southern white rhinoceros), 1579 nucleotides long. Lineage: Eukaryota; Metazoa; Chordata; Mammalia; Perissodactyla; Rhinocerotidae. The record is from RefSeq and is a predicted model, not a curated record.
UGUGCGUGCUGGACUGCGGGUGCCCGGGAAGCUCCAGGAAGGGCUCCGAGUGCGGAGCCAUGAAGAAGGGACAGAGCGCGGAGCGGCGGGGGAGAGCGGCAGAGCGGGAGGCAGACGCACGGCGGGCUCCCCGGGAGGGCCCUUGCGGCGCGGGGCGCAGUCCCUAAGUCGCCCGGGUCGCCUGCGUUGCGGGGAGCGCAGCGCCGGCUCCCGCCCGCCCGCCAUGAGCCACCUCUUCAGUCCCCAGCUGCAUACUCUGGCCGCCUCGCCCAUGCUGUAUCUGUACGGUCCCGAGAGACCCGGGCUGCCUCUGGCCUUCGCCCCCGCGGCCGCCCUGGCCGCCUCGGGCCGGGCGGAGCCCCCCCAGAAGCCGCCCUACAGCUACAUCGCGCUCAUAGCCAUGGCGAUCCAGGACGCUCCGGAGCAGAGGGUCACGCUCAAUGGCAUCUACCAGUUCAUCAUGGACCGCUUCCCCUUCUAUCACGACAACCGGCAGGGCUGGCAGAACAGCAUCCGCCACAACCUCUCGCUCAACGACUGCUUCGUCAAGGUGCCCCGCGAGAAAGGGAGGCCAGGCAAGGGCAGCUACUGGACGCUGGACCCUCGCUGCCUGGAUAUGUUCGAGAAUGGCAACUACCGGCGCCGAAAGAGGAAGCCCAAGCCGGGCCCCGGGGCCCUGGAGGCCAAGCGGUCCCGCGUCGAGACGCAGGAGCGCGGCGCAGAGGCGCAGCCCGAGGUGGGGAACGGGGCAGGGCGCCCCGGCCCCCCGGACCCCCGCCACGAGGGAGAGCCCGUGCGCCCCUCGCCCCUCAGGGAAGGCUCCUCUCCGCCGGCGCCCCUGCACUGGCCCGGGCCGGCGUCCCCAGAGGAGGACGGGGGCGACGCUGUCCAGGGCGCAGCAGCCGUGGCCGUCGGCCAGACAGCGCGCACGGUGAACGGCCCGGGGUCCCCUCCGCACCCAGUCUCCCGCCGCUCUCCGAGUUGCUCCGACAAGUCCAAGAGCUUCAGCAUAGACAGCAUCCUGGCGGGACGGCAGGGCCAGAAGUCGGCUGGAAGGGGCGAGCUCCCGGGUGGCGCCAAGCAGGAGCCCGGCGGCUGUCUGGGCGCCUCGCUUCUGGCCGCCUCCUCCAGUCUUCAUCCGCCUUUCAAUGCUUCCCUGAUGCUCGACCCGCACGUCCAGGGCGGCUUUUACCAGCUCGGGAUCCCUUUCCUCUCCUAUUUCCCUCUGCAGCUCCCCGACACAGCGCUUCACUUCCAGUAAAGCCAACAGUGGCGCAGGUCUUUCCCCUGUGCUGGUCUGAGCUUGUGAGCGACCACGGUUCCCACCGCUGGGGGAAGGAGUCAUGUUUUUAAAAAAUGAUCUUUUCCUCUGCCGAUGUGUGGAUCCUGGGAAGAGUUACCAACUUCUGCGCGCAGGUGGGCACGCUCGCUCGCCUGCCUCCUGGGAGGCAGACCUUCCCGGAACCAGGAGCGGCUUUAGAGAUUUAAAAGACCAUGCAAGCGCUGGGACUUGGGCAACUCAGACCUCCUAGAGCGCGAGCAGGAGAAUUCCUUGAUCUUAGGUCAGUCUUAUAGCGUG